Molecule: messenger RNA, 978 nt
Organism: Debaryomyces hansenii CBS767
Lineage: Eukaryota; Fungi; Ascomycota; Pichiomycetes; Serinales; Debaryomycetaceae
Exons: 1
Coding region: 1-978 (325 amino acids)
Biological process (GO): P-body assembly; cytoplasmic stress granule assembly
Cellular component (GO): P-body
Molecular function (GO): mRNA binding
Source: RefSeq, a predicted model, not a curated record
AUGUCUCAAUAUAUUGGAAAGACUAUUUCUUUGAUUUCUAACAAAGGACUUCGUUAUGUUGGGUUGUUAGAUAACAUUAAUGCAGACGAUGCUACAGUUGCGUUAAAAUCGGUUAGAUCAUUUGGUACAGAAGGUAGAAUGGCUGCUAGUGGUAAUGCAAACCUUGAAGUUCAUCCAGGAACCGAUGUGUAUGAUUAUGUUGUUUUCAGAGGGUCCGAUGUUAAGGAUUUAACUGUUUUGGAUACUCCUAUUGAUCAGGUGAAGCCAGAGCCUUAUACACAAGCUCCGGCACCAGGUGGGUACCCAGCAUACCAACAACAGCCGCAAACUCAAACACAACAAAAGCCGCAAAAAGCACCAGCUCCUAGCACGACUUCAGCUGCUCCGGCAAAAGCUGCGUCAGCUCCAACUCAAACAUCAGCACCUAAACAAAGGGCCCAAAAACCUUCUGAGACCCAGACUCAACCACAGGCUCCAACCCCAUCGCAAACGCAACAACAACUGCAACCGCAAGCUACUCCAACUUCUGCUCGUACAGAGGAAACAGGAAAGGAGGAAAAUGCAUCGCCAGCCCAACCAAGACCGCAAGAACACCCGCAAUCUGGCUUACAAAAGAACGUUUCGAAAGUAUCUAAUGUGCCAGAGACCGCAUUUGACUUUGAAUCUGCAAACGCAAAGUUUUCAAGGGACAUAGAUUCGGAAAAAGACGCUGAACAGCCAAUGUAUAAUAAACAAUCGUCAUUCUUUGACAACAUUUCGUCCUCUGCAGAUGAAAAGAAUACUAUGAGGUGGGCAGAAGAAAAGAAUCUUAAUUUAGAUACUUUUGGUGAAUCUUCAGUCAACAAUAGGGGUAGAGGCAGAGGCAGAGGCAGAGGUAACUGGAGAGGUGGCAGAGGUAAUUGGAGAGGUGGCAGAGGCAGAGGUAGAGGUGGUAAUAGAAGUAAUAAUGAUUAUAACAGUAAGCCUGAAUGGGCCUAA